Messenger RNA from Schistosoma rodhaini, 2394 nucleotides. The record is from the annotation of a GenBank genome assembly. Lineage: Eukaryota; Metazoa; Platyhelminthes; Trematoda; Strigeidida; Schistosomatidae.
AUUCAACCAAUUAGAAUGAUUCUUCCUUAAUAUUAUCUGUUGAUUGUUAACUUUGAACAGUUUAUUAUACUCAAUAAAUCUUUUCCACUAAACAUUCCACAUUCUAUAAGUUUCCAUUAAAUAUGAUGACAUAAUGUUUAUCAAUAAUUGGUUUAUUAAAAAAGAUGGUUUUAUUCAACACAGAAAAGAAUUGAAUCAAUCAAUAAUCAUCAUGAAACAGAACAGUUCAUUCAUUUGCUAUCACUUUAUUGUUUCCUUUAAUAAUCUAAAUUGAUUGAGCUUCUAAUAGCUAUCUGAAAUAAUCAUAUGGAUUUAACUGUAUUAUUGAAGUGAUUUCAAGCUUGGAUAGUUAUGCCAAUUUUUAAUCAUUGUCCAAUUCAAGCUAAAGAUUAUUGUCAAAAUGGUGGAGAAUGCUUUUAUUUAUCCGGAGAUCCAAGUGUAUAUAUGUGCAGCUGUUUUAUGCCAUUCUAUGGACCCCAAUGUGAACAUAAAGCACCUGGCAAAGAUAAACAAAUUGAAGUUGAAGAAAUACAAAAAAAUAUAAAUAAUGAUGAGAAUAAUGAAGGUUUUAUCAUUAAAAGAUCAGUUGAUCGUGCAAUGACAUUGACUGCAUUAAUUUUUAUUGUGGUCACAUUUUUAGGAAUGUUAAUUUUAGCUUGGUAUAUUUCUAGGCGUAGGCGUAAAGAUUAUGCUAGAUGGAGAAAAAUGACCGAAUUAGCAAUGAAGUCGAGUAUCAAAGAGAAAUCUGACAAACAAACACAAAUCACAUUUGAUCAUCUUGAUGAGAAAGAAACUUCUUCACUAAAUAAAUCUAUUCAUUCCUUGGACAAUAAUAGACAUUUUGAUGAUGGUGAUCCUGAAGUAGUUAAUGAUAAAGAAGAUAUAGAAGCUCAAUUUAAGUUGGCUAAAACCAAUUCAGAUCAUUGUCAAAAACAGAAUGAUGAAUAUUCAGAUUUUAAUAUGCGAAAUGAAGAAACAAUGAAAUCUACUGACGAACUGAAUAUCUGCAAAGAGAAUCAAUUCAAUUCUGGCAUGACCAUAGCUUCUAAUACUACUACUAGUAAUAAUAAUGAUAUUGAUACAACAGACUUAUCAAAUAGCAAUCCUAUUGAAUUAAAUCAGAAAAAACGAACUAAAAGUAAACGAAUAGCUCCAAAUUCAAAUAAUCCUCUUCUACUUAAUCAAUCUGUAAUAGAUCGUAAUCAAUUAACUGAUACAUUAGAUGAUAAUCUAAUGAAUAAUGAAGAAUAUGCUGAUUUGAGAGAAGAAACAAAAGAGAUAGGCGUAAACGUCAUAAAAAAUUCACAUACAGUACAAUCAUCAAACAAAUCUAACAUAAAUAUACGAAAUGAAGUUGAUCAUAACUUUGAUCAAUCUACACAUCUAUCCAUUGAAAAUCAACAUCAUCUUAAUAAAUCUUAUGAUCCUAUUAUCAUUAAUACUAUUGGUCGAAAAUUAACCAAUCCAAAUUAUCCUAUAGCAACUAUUUUAAGUAAUGCUAUUUUAGAUAGACCAUAUAUUAAUGCAGAUGAAAUUCAUACAUUAUUUGAUCAACAUUCACCGAAUUCAACAUUGAAUCCUUAUCAUGAUUUAGAAUAUUAUAAUCCUAUGAAUACAAAAAUAAGUUCAACUUUACCACGUGAUUAUAAACAAGAAAUAUAUUCAACUAAUGUUAAAAGUGGUAAUAGUACUACUAAUAAUAAUAAUAAUAGUAGUAGUCAUGGUAACAAUAAUAGUAAUACUGUCCAUAGAAACCCAUCAUCUCGUUAUUUAAAUACAGAAUAUAAGAAUAAUAAAUUAGUUUAUGGACCACAAGAACCAUUUACUGUAGCAUCACAACAUGAUGCAUUAUUAUCAGAUUUAUUACAUCGAGGAACGAAUUCAAAUCCUAGAGAAUCACGUCCAAAAAGUACAUUUUAAUGAUAAUAAAGUAAAUUAACGAUACAUAUAAAAUACAUAUUAGUAUAUACAUACAUGAAUUAUUCAUGUACAUAAUCAUAAUUCAUCAAUAUCAUCUUAACUAUUAUCAUCUACAUUAUGGAAUUGAACACUGAACGAAUGAAUGAUGGCGGUAAGAUUAGUACAAAACAAGUCUAUAAUAGCUACUGAUAGAAAUAUAUCAGGGAUCAAUUUCAAAUUCAAUCAAUCAUUGAUCUCAGUAUCUUUUUAUUCAAGAAAUUAAAGAACAACACAUUGUUGCUACUACUGAUAUUCAAGUAGAUUGAUCAAAUUUGCCAGUAUUCAUUAUAGAAUUGUUUUUCUUUUCCAAUAUUCUUAUCAAAACAGCUAUUAUGUAAUGGUAUUUAUUGCAUAUUAAUGAAAUACAGAGAUUAAUAUUUUUCAUAUAUUACUUUUACUCUUCAUAGUUGAAAUCAUUAGCCGAUUGAAGCUAGA